Messenger RNA from Frieseomelitta varia, 780 nucleotides. RefSeq lists its product as uncharacterized. The transcript has 3 exons. NCBI's taxonomy places the organism in Eukaryota, Metazoa, Arthropoda, Insecta, Hymenoptera, Apidae. Bases 1 to 780 code for a protein of 259 amino acids. The record is from RefSeq and is a predicted model, not a curated record.
AUGUUGAGCAUACUGCGUAGAAAUUGGGCACUUCGGGUGUCGGUGGUGCUCAACAUCUGCGUGUUGCUCUACGUGUGCGCCCACUUCGGCUCCUCCGGGCCCUGGAUCGAGGAACCGCCGACUAAUUGGGCGGCGCCGUUGCAAUCGGAGACCUUUGGCGCCGUGGACCUCGUAAAUGGCACUCAGAAAGGCGCCACGUUGUCAGCCGUGCCAGCCACUAAGGAUGCCGCUAGCAGGGCUACCACGCGUGGUAACGCGACUGGUCCAGCCAAGAACAGAUUGCUCACCACGAGGCCGACGAUCAACGAGGCCAAGGCUGAUAGUGAAAACGCUGACAAGUCGGGGCACAGGCGUAACGAGACGGCGAGGAGUGGUACGCCCGUGGUUCAACCGACGAUGAGCCUAAAAGAAGCGGUGCCGUGCAAUGAAAAGCCGCUGGAGCCGAGGAGGGCGCAACGCGGUGAUUACUGGGUCCUCUAUAAUUACGUGCCGAUGAGCAUGGCGGUGAGAUGCUGGGAGAGCGUGACGUACACCACGCACGCGGAUUACACGUUCCUCGACAAUCUAGAGCCGUUGCUGGAACGAUGGAGGGCGCCGAUAUCGAUUGCAAUGCACGCCCCCGGCAUAGACUUCGCGGCGACUCUCGACGCCAUCAAGUACUUGAGAAACUGUGGCAGCCCUCUGGUCUCCCAGCUGGUCACCUUCCACGUAUUCUUCAGCAGCAAACACGUGCCAAAAGUGUUGGUCUUUCAGCAGUGCAACUCUCGCGAAGUAAAUUAG